UAAAGCCUUUUAAACACAGCGCCAUGUCUGAGACUACAACAUUUAAAAUCUCUUACAUUUUUCCAAAUGGAGACAAAUAUGAGGGAGAGUGCUCUCGUACCUCAGAUGGUGUGGUAAUAAGGAAAGGGUUUGGCAUACAUACUUCAGCCUCUGGAGUUACAUACACUGGGGAAUGGGAAAAUGAUAAGAUGAAUGGUAGUGGAACUCUUAAACACCCAUCGGGGGCAAUUUACAACGGUCUCUUCAGAGACAACAUGUAUCACGGCAAAGGAACUUACCGAUUUCCUGAUGGAACAGAAUACACUGGAACCUUCAACAACAAUAGAUUUGAGGGUGACGGGGAUUUCACAGAUUCACAAGGACUUGUGUGGACCGGAAUCUUCCACAAGAAAGCAGCACUAGGACUGAAGCUCAAACUCAACACGUAGCAUGCACUGAUACACACAAACAAAUGUCAUUUCAAGUAAUACAGCAAAAUGUUUUUGCUAUUUUUGCCCAUUUUCUUUCUUUUCAAUUGUAUGACAUACUGUAUGUUCAUCAUUCACUAAAAGGUUUUAUGGACUUUGAUGAGACAAACGAAACUUGAAAAUAUAUUC
Molecule: messenger RNA, 596 nt
Organism: Myxocyprinus asiaticus (Chinese sucker)
Lineage: Eukaryota; Metazoa; Chordata; Actinopteri; Cypriniformes; Catostomidae
Gene: morn2
Product: MORN repeat containing 2
Exons: 5
Coding region: 24-428 (134 amino acids)
Source: RefSeq, a predicted model, not a curated record